Messenger RNA from Cercospora beticola, 1543 nucleotides. RefSeq lists its product as uncharacterized. Gene Ontology annotation, molecular function: methyltransferase activity. The record is from RefSeq and is a predicted model, not a curated record. NCBI's taxonomy places the organism in Eukaryota, Fungi, Ascomycota, Dothideomycetes, Mycosphaerellales, Mycosphaerellaceae.
AAAUUAGGGCUCGCAGAGGGCGUGCGGGCAAUCGGCUUAAAGUGCUUGGCCGCAGCGAUGCAUCGUGCGGACACCAUGCUCAACGCAGAUUUACAAUGUCUUUGAUUUCCCAGCGCCUACCAUGAUCCCACAUCUUCAGACUUUAGCAAGCUUGUGUUUCGCUAAGAUCGUAGCUAAGACUCCAGCAAGAUGACAGAUCCACCCGAGGCCUUUUUGUGGGAGAUGGUCAAGCAAGCACAAUUGUUGGCGUGCUUGAAAUGGCUGAGCGAGUUUGAAAUCUUAGCAAUCGUUCCAGCGCAUGGCCAGGUGUCUUAUCAAGAUGCAGCAGAUCUCGCAGACGUCCCGUUUCAACAACUCUCUCGCAUUGUGCGUUUCACAGCCGCGUCGGGCUUCCUGCGAGAAAUCGAGCCUGGUGCAUUCGCGCAUAGCAAGCUGUCUACACAAUUCGCCGAUAAAUCAUCUCUGCUCGACGGAAUAUCAUUCAUCUGCGACACAGUGUUUCCAACGGCGUUGCGGAUGGCGGAUGCGACUCGACACAACGCAGAGCAGAAGCAGCCACAGCUUUCCUCUUUCCAACUCGAUUCACAGCAUUCAAGGUCUUUGAGUGCAGCGUGCGAGGAGGGAUCGAGACUUCGGCGCGAGUUGGAAGCAUUUCAAAACAUCCAGGAUGAUCUGGUAGAUGGUGGCACUGCUGCAGUACUUCUAUCACUGGACUGGGCAAAGCUGAGAGGCGCUACUGUUGUCGAAGUCGGAGCCAAGUCCAUCACCACAGCAUAUGCGCUGGCUGAAAAGGCGAGUGAGCUGCAGGUGGUCAUCCAGCUGCAAGAGACGGCAGCAAGACAGCAUCCAACAUCGAAUGGAAUGACUGCUACGCCGCAGACGGUAAAUGCCCGAGUCCAAGUGCGAGAACGGUCACGAGGGGCUCCUCAACCCGUUCAAGACGCCGCGGUGUACGUGCUCCAUCUUCCUGGCACAUCAUUGACGGCGUCUUCCAGCUCGCUGAGGGAGCAAAUUCUGAGAGAGCUGCGAGCACACUUCAACGUGCUGCGAGUCAACAGGUCCGCCACCCUGAUAUUGGUUGCACGCCUGCUGCCAGGCGCAGGACAGCACUUCGAGCAGGACCCGGCGGCCGCAGCUCUCGUCCAAGAUCUGCUGUUGAUGCAGAUGACGAAUGAGCGAGAAUGGGACCUGGAGAUGCUGACAGAGCUGCUGGAUGAGGUUUCAGACGCGUCUGGGCGGAUGGUCAUCACGCAUAACCACUCGUCCAGAGAGAAACACUCUGCCGCCGUGGUGGAGGUGCAGCUGCGGCCGCGGUCUGCCAAUGAGGCGCGCGUAUUGUAGACAUCCUCAGCGCUAGAGCCCAGGGGUAUGGAGACGGGGUGGGGAUGGCGGAGCGAUGUCGUUUGUGGGUGGUGGAGGUACGUGAGGUGGUGGUGAACAGGUCUUGAAGUGAAGUCACAUUUGCGUAGACUGGGCGCUAGGCAAACGGCCCGCCGACAGUUACCCGCUCCCGAGGACAUCAUUCUUAUUAAAUAGCUCGCCC